CCCAGGAGGUGUCCAACUUGUGCGCAACAGCCUCCAAAGCGCGCACAGCGAUAGUGCUUGACCAUGAAACGCAUUUUAAACUUUGCUAGUUAACUACUUAUCUUAAUGUCUCAUUAUUGAAAGAAAAAAACAUACAUAAAGUACCUCAUAUUUAUGCUACAUUUAGAAGUCUUGUUUUCGCAUGUAGAUGGACAUGGCUUUACUAAGGGUUUCCCCGGUGAGUUUUCUUCACGCCUGGCUUACCCUGGCGAUAUGGGGUCGGUAUACGUUGGCGUUUUACGUCGCUGGACAACAACUAGAGACGACCUGUGAGGCGAACGGCAGCGUCUAUUAUGUGGGCGAAUGGUACUUUUUAGACUCUGAUCAUUGUACCCAGUGUGAAUGUACCACAGAAGGGUCUGCCUGUGCGAGGACCGAGUGCACAUCCAUACCGUCCGCAUGCAUCCAUGUCAGCCAUUACCCGACAGACUGCUGCCCGACAUGCGAGAAAAUCGGCUGCGAGUACCGGGGAGAAGUGUAUGAACUGGGACAGCAAUUUCAGCCAUCAGAAUGUGAGCAGUGCACCUGUGACAGUGACGGAAUCGCCCGUUGUCUGGUAGCAGACUGUGCUCCCCCACCAUGUGUUAAUCCAGUAUAUCAGAAAGGCAAAUGCUGUCCUGAGUGCAAGGAUGGGCCCAACUGCUAUGUAGAUGCCUCUAGGACCCAAGUGAUCCAAGGAGGAGAGCCAGUAUGGGUUGACUCCUGUACCAAAUGUCGAUGUCAUGAUGGGCAGGAUGCAGGUUACUGGGAGGGCAACCGCUUGGCAAUGUGUUCCCGUGUCCGAAACUGCCAGCCUGAAGAGAGGCUAAACUGAGGAAAGAGGUCACAAUAUAAGAUCUGUCAUUCUGAUUUAUACAACAUUGCAAAAACUGUCUCAGUAGAUAUCUAAACCACACUUACUGAAGAAGAAUAUAUAGCCUACAAGCUUUGGACUCUGUAAGAUUAAACAUAUACUGUAAACAAACAAGAAACAAGUUUAAACAUCAUUGUUAGUCUAUCAUUAAUCUUACGUUAACUAACCAAUUAACAUACCAGUCCUUAAUGUAAAAGGAAUCAGUAUAAUCUUGUUUUGACUUACUAUGGGAUAUUCUCUAAUAAAACAGACCAUAGAGCUUAGUUUUGAGACUCUUUGUGUCAUGGUUAGCAAUAGCACAGUAAGCAUAAUACAUUUGCAGUAUAGGCCUACAGUUCAAAUGCAUUUUUGAAGUUACAGUAAAGUUGUUUUAAAAUUAAUUGACAUUGGACAUUGUGUUGUACAUGUUUGCUAUGCCUUAAAAAAGCAGCUUUUAUGAUCCUCCACUAAUUUUUAUUAUUCAUUUUUUAUUGGUGUUUUUAUAUGAAGUAGCAUGUACUGUAUGUUUAUAUUCUUUUCUGCGUACAAAGCCUGGAAACCAAAGUAUGUUGACACUGUGAUGCACAUUACUGCCAUGCAGGCAUGGACACAGCUAAUGUAGCAUGAAAUACAAACAACGAGGAGGAGGGUAUGGCCAGGCCAUAACGAUGGACACCUGGCCACGCCCUCCUCCUCCUCAUCACACUUAAUAAACCAGGUCCAUUUUUGCUUUAUUUCUGUUUUGACUGUUAUUUUGACUGCUG
Messenger RNA from Xyrauchen texanus (razorback sucker), 1635 nucleotides. RefSeq names its product von Willebrand factor C domain-containing protein 2-like. The coding region runs from base 188 to 853 and encodes 221 amino acids. Gene Ontology annotation, biological process: negative regulation of BMP signaling pathway. Gene Ontology annotation, cellular component: AMPA glutamate receptor complex. NCBI's taxonomy places the organism in Eukaryota, Metazoa, Chordata, Actinopteri, Cypriniformes, Catostomidae. The transcript is spliced from 3 exons. Gene Ontology annotation, molecular function: protein binding. The record is from RefSeq and is a predicted model, not a curated record.